Molecule: messenger RNA, 1937 nt
Organism: Paramecium pentaurelia
Lineage: Eukaryota; Ciliophora; Oligohymenophorea; Peniculida; Parameciidae
Source: the annotation of a GenBank genome assembly
AAUGAAUUAAUUAGAUGAAGUAGUCAAGUUUGCCCUCUAUUAAUGUAGAGCUAGAAACAAUCCUAUUACUGAAACUCUUGCAUCUUAUGUUGCAUAGACUAUUCUCAAUAAAAGUAUAUUUUCAUAAUAUUCAAAAAGGAACAAAUAAAUUUUAUCUGGAAGAAAAACUCAAUGAAAGUGAAUUGAAUGAAUUGAAAAAUGAAACACUUAAUAAACUCAGUAAUUAAAAUGCUCCAGAUUUAAAAACUAUACAAUUACAAAUAUGUAACAAUCUAUAAUAAUUAUUAAGAAUAUGAUAGUGCUUAUGUUGAAAUGGAAUUAUAAAGACAAGAGAAAAUCAAAAAACAAUCUAAUGAAACUGGAAAAUACAUUGAUGAUGUUGUAACUUUAGAAAUUAAGAAUGCCAAAGAUUUUGAAGGCUUAACUACAUUAUAUACUAAAAUGUUUCAUUAUUUGAUAUAUAAGAAUAAAGAAUUGAUUGAAGAUCCUAUUAAUUUUGAUGCUUAAGCUCAAUUCAAUAUGGAUAAAGGUAAUAUUAUUACUAUUCCACUUUAGAAGUUGGAGCUGCUUUAGAAAGUGUUAUUCCAAGAGCUGCCUUAGGACCUUUUGUAUCUUUGAAUCCCUCAGAAAAAGUUACACAAUUAGUUGAAUUGGCCAAUUUAGUCAUUGGUAUUAGAUUAUUCAAUAAGAAAAUUGGAAAAGGAGGAGUAUCAUUAAGUUCUUUAGAAGAUCUUACUAAAUAUAAUGCUAGAGAAUUAUCUGAUUAAAUUAAAUAAAUAGCACUUGAAACUAUAGAAUAAUGUGAAAUAUACACUACAUUCUUCAUUAAUUAAGACAAAUUUCAAAUGAGUAAUGAAGAUAUUGAAAAAUAUAAGGAUGAAUUAGCUUUUCUCAGAUAAUAUUUAUCUUAUAUCUUAUCAUUACAAGAAGAUAUUGAAUAAAGUGAAGCCAUGAUUGAACAAAAUAGAAUUAGAUUCAUUAAAGAAAUGGAAGACUUAAAGAAAUUAUUAGAACAUAAAUCAUCUGCUCCAAAAGAAUAAGUUUAUCCUAAAUUUGCAUUAUUAGCUCAAAGUCAUAUUGGUCUAUUUGAAGAUAAAUAAAUAUCAAUAGAGAGAGUGGAAUUAUUUAGAUUAUUAGUAGAUCUAAGAAAAAUGAUGAAACUAUCUAUGCCCUUAGCAAUAUAAAAAUAAUGUAAAUAAAUGGAAUCCACUUAACCUGAUAAUUUAGCUUUAAUUAAUUAUCAACCAGAAUCAGGAGUGUAAAGAUUAUUACCUUAAAACACCCCUGAUUUUAUGUAAACCUAAUUAGAUUAUUUUGGAUUUUGUAUUUGGUCUGUUGUAAAAAAGAAUGGUUUAUUAAUUCCUGGUAAACCAUCAUUGGGUGUUUUUAGAUAUAGAGAUAAGAAUUGUGUAUUUAGCAAUGAAAUAGCUAUUAAUGAAUUCUUGUCAGAACCAUAGAGAUAUUUAACAGGAGUGAUUGAUAUAUGUAGACAGAAACCACAUCUAAUUAGAUUAUUUAGAGUAGAAGAGAAUUUUAAGAAUCUCAAUUUAAAAUUAACAUUUGAAAGUGGAAGUUUAUUAUCUAAUAAAUUAAUGGUUGAUAAAGAUGUAUAAACACCUGUUCAUUUUAUUGAAAAGAAUCUUGAUCCAAAUUAUUGUUGGAAUGAAUGGGAAUUAAGAAGAAAAGUAUUUAAUAUAAAUAUUAUUAGGCUAUAUAAAUGGCUAAUAUAAGAAAAAGAUAGACUAAAGCAUCUUAAACUAUAUUAAGUAAUUUCAAAGUUGAUAGUGAAGUAAAUUCUAUUUAUUUUAUCUUAAUAGGCAUAAGUUUAUGAAAUGAAAGAUUAAUCUACUUCAACAGGAUAAAAUAAAGGAUUGAAUCCAUUAAGGCCAAGAAAUUAUAUUGUUGGCCUUAGAGAUAAAACAUAUAAUCAGCAAUGA